AUGUUGUGGUUUCUCAAUAAAAUGUGUACGAGCAAAGUACGUCUUGAGGGUAAAACUGUUGUGGUAACGGGGGCAAAUAGUGGUAUUGGCAGGGAAACUGCUAGAGAUUUAUACACGAGAGGUGCUAGAGUAAUUCUGGCUUGUAGAAAUAUGGAAAUGGCAAAUAAAGCAGUUAAAGAUAUAAAAAAUAAUCCACCUUCAAGGAUCAAUAAAGAUGAAUAUAAAAAUAAAGCAGGUGAACUUGCGAUUUAUUCUCUGGAUCUACGUAGUUUGAAGAGCGUGAGAGAUUGCGCUAAAAAUUUGCUGACGAACGAAGCAGCUAUUCACAUACUCAUAAAUAAUGCCGGUGUGGCUAUUUAUCCGUUAUACGAAAAAACAGAGGACGGAAAUGAAACGACAUUACAAGUCAACCAUCUUGGUCAUUUUCUUUUAACACUUCUGCUGUUACCAAAAAUGCAGAAGUCAUCUCCCAACUGCAGAAUAGUCAAUGUCUCGUCACUUGCACAUUUUUUAGCUGAUAUAGAUUUCGAUGAUAUUAAUUUGGAGAGAUCUUACGAGCCGUUUAAAAGUUAUGCACAAUCCAAAUUGGCGAACAUUUUGUUCACCAAGGAACUCGCUCGUAAAUUAAAAGAGGCAAAUAUUUUUGGGAUAAAUACAUAUUCUUUACAUCCUGGUAUUAUUCCGACCAGAAUAGCACGGCAUGGUGAUAAGGCACUAUUUCCGGGUUUUACUUUCUGUUGUAAUAUGUUUUUUCAAUUGUUUUCUAAAAAUGCUGAACAAGGAGCGCAAACAACAAUAUAUUGUUCCGUAGAUGAAGAUUUAGCUAAUGAGAGCGGACUCUAUUAUUCGAAUUGCGGUGUUGCCACUCCAUAUCGAAUGGCAAACAAGCAUCAAUAUCCGGAAAAAUUGUGGAAUGUAUCCUGUCGUCUCUUACAUCUGAAUCCAGAAGAAGAUUUUACUACAAUUUUAGAAAUUGUUUCGCGUCAAGUGCUUUAAAAAGGUUCUUUAUUCUUAAAAGAAUCAUUGUGAAAACUAUAUAAAUAUCAGAUUAUUGGAAAAGUUCGUAUAAGGAUUUUUUAAAAUGGUAUUACAGCUCGCUUGAACAUGUCGCGUUUUAUAUCAAAGUUCACUGAGAGAAAAAUCACCCAAUGAACACUGUUCACUAACAUCACACA
Trachymyrmex cornetzi is the source of this 1175-nucleotide messenger RNA. RefSeq names its product retinol dehydrogenase 11. The transcript is spliced from 6 exons. NCBI's taxonomy places the organism in Eukaryota, Metazoa, Arthropoda, Insecta, Hymenoptera, Formicidae. Bases 1 to 996 code for a protein of 331 amino acids. The record is from RefSeq and is a predicted model, not a curated record.